Messenger RNA from Sesamum indicum (sesame), 1317 nucleotides. It is a transcript of the gene LSF2, whose product is annotated as dual specificity protein phosphatase (DsPTP1) family protein. The record is from RefSeq and is a predicted model, not a curated record. Gene Ontology annotation, cellular component: chloroplast. Gene Ontology annotation, molecular function: carbohydrate phosphatase activity; starch binding. Gene Ontology annotation, biological process: protein dephosphorylation; starch catabolic process. NCBI's taxonomy places the organism in Eukaryota, Viridiplantae, Streptophyta, Magnoliopsida, Lamiales, Pedaliaceae.
AACCACAGAAAGAAAAAUCUGACAAUAUGACACAACACUCAAAAUCAGAGCUCUGAGACUGAGAGACAAAAAUCACUCAGAAUAAGAAAUCUAAAGCGAUGGAAGGUAUUGCCAACCUCUGUUUCUCCUCCUCCUCUGCUCCACUGCUUGCAUCUCCACUCCAAAGGAAUUCUCUCUUGUUCUCUUCCUCAAAGCAGAAGAGCUCUGCAUCUCUGCCCAACCCCAUCAGGGCCUUCAGAUUUGCCAAGAUUUCUUGCAAGCUUCAGGAGAGUGAGACUGAGCGGAACCGUUCUGUUUCAAUCAACGAGUCAAGGAGCAAAAUGGAAGAGUAUAAUAUAGCCAUGAAGAAGAUGAUGAGGAACCCUUAUGAAUACCAUCAUGAUCUCGGCAUGAACUAUACAUUGAUAACUGAAGAUUUAGUUGUUGGCUCCCAACCUCAGAAAGCCGAAGACAUCGAUCAUCUUAAGAUGGAACUGAAUGUGGGCUAUAUUCUCAACUUACAGCAGGACAAAGAUGUUGAAUACUGGGGUAUAGACCUGAAAUCUAUUAUAAUGAGAUGUGGAGAACUGGGAAUCUGUCACAUGAGAAGGCCUGCAAGAGAUUUCGAUCCAGAUUCCUUGAGAAGUGGAUUACCGAGAGCCGUUUCCUCAUUAGAAUGGGCAAUCUCGGAGGGGAAUGGAAGAGUUUAUGUUCACUGCACUGCCGGUCUUGGGAGGGCACCGGCUGUUGCAAUUGCCUACAUGUUCUGGUUCUGUGAUAUGAAUCUGAAUAAGGCAUAUAACGCGUUAAUUUCAAAGAGACCUUGUGGGCCUAACAAAAGAGCAAUCCGUGGAGCGACAUAUGAUUUGGCUAAGAAUGACCCUUGGAAGGAGCCUUUUGAAUGCUUACCAGAACACGCUUUUGAGGAUGUAGCAGACUGGGAAAGAAAACUUAUCCAGGAUCGUGUCCGCGCCCUUCGUUGAACAUAAGACCUGAGGUUUGUAUUGAAGAUAGUCAGCUUGAUCUAAGGAGGGAUGUCAUUCGAUUUCUUUACAGGAGCUGAAUUUGGACACAACCGCACCGGUUUACAGAUAGGAAAUAAAAUUAGAAUCUUGUACAUCUAAUCAAUAUCAUAUUUUAGAACCUAACAGUGUGUUUGGUGUCUACCGAUGAUAUAUUCAGGUUAUAGAUAGAGAAAUAAGUGCUCUAUGUUAGAGUGCGACCCCUUCACUUUUCGUAAUAAAGACCUAAUUCUCACUAAAUUUCUUGUCUUUCAUCUGAUACUCUGUUAUAUAUAUGAAUUACCAGCAGCAUGAUUUAUUUCUGCUCUUGUUUCAA